Messenger RNA from Paramecium tetraurelia, 1347 nucleotides. RefSeq lists its product as uncharacterized. The transcript is spliced from 4 exons. NCBI's taxonomy places the organism in Eukaryota, Ciliophora, Oligohymenophorea, Peniculida, Parameciidae. The record is from RefSeq and is a predicted model, not a curated record.
AUGGGAAAUUAAUAAGAAAAACCAACACAACCAAUAGUCAAACAAUAAUAAUAACAAUAUCAGCAAUAACAAUAAUAACAAUCAAAGAAAAGUAAUGAAGUACAAAACCAAUAUCAGAUUGCUUAUACUAAGACAUUUAACACUUAUUAAUAAGAAAACAAAAUCAAUGUUUCGCAUAUUCCUAUUGAGAAUCAGCAAUUAGUGAAUUAAUUUAAUUAGUUCGUUUAAUCAAUAUUCAAAACUGAUACCCUAAGCUUAUAACAAUACUUGGAUUUAUGUGAUAUCUUAACAAAAGCUCCUGACUACAAUGUUAAAUAUUUAAAUAAGAUGCGUCCAGUUGAAUUGAUGUUUAAAUUCAUGGGAUAUUCAGAAAAUGACUCUAUUGCAAAUGAAGUAUGUUUGAGUGUACUGAAUAUUUUGUUUACCAUGAUAAAAAGUGGAGAAGCAGCAAAAUUUUUGAUGAAUAGAAUAUAUGAUGAUAGUUUAGAUUCCAAUUAAAGAGUAGGUUAUGUGUGCAAUAAGGUUAAUUCCAUAAUGCCUCUGGUUGGCGAUUACAUUGAAGCCUUCUGGGUCAAAAUAUUUUCAUCCAACCAAAUUCAAUCCAAAUAGCCAAAACCUAUAAUAAAGUAAAGUUCUAAAAUUAUCGAUGAUGAAAUAUUCACUGUUCUCUCAACCCAAACUCAUUUUUGUACAGAAAUGACAUAAUUAUACAAUAACUAAAGCAGUGGUACAAGUUUCAAUAGAUUGGCAUGGAACAUUUUAGGAUAUGGUGGACCAACACUUAUACUUAUUUAUUUGGAUAAGAAAUUAAAUAACCAUCCAAUAAUAUUUGGGGCGUAUAAUCCCAAUCCUUGGAGUGAUGGAUUAAAAUUCUAAGGAGAUUCUGGAUGUUAUCUAUUCUCUAUAAGUCCAAGUUUCAGAACAUAUUCUACAACUGGUAAUGGAUAAAAUUACGCUUAUUUAAACACCAAAAACAUUGAUAGAUCUAAAUACAAAGUGGGAUUAGGAUUCGGAGGGAAUUCUGAACAUACUUCAUUUCGAUUAUGGAUAGAUGAUGAGGUUGAGAAUAGAUCAAAAGUUGCCUCUGAAGAUGACACAUAUCAACCUGGGUAUAUUGCAGGUGAAAUUGAAGGAUCAAUAGGAAUUGUCUUUAUUGAAGUUUGGGGAUUAGGGGGCAAAUAAGCCUUGAUUUAAUAGGAUAAAUAUAGAUAGGAAAGGAUGGAAGAAUUAGAGAGAAUGAGGAAAGUAGAUAAGAAAUAAUUCUUUAGUGGAUUUGAUCAGGCUAUGUUUUUCGAAAAAACGUUUGCUCAUAGAGAUCAAGUAAGGGAGGAGAUAGAAAAGGAUUGA